CAUUAGGAUGUUGCUCACAAUGCUUCAGAUAAAACUCUACAAAACUUUUGGAAAUCAUGGAAGAGCAAAAAAUACAGAGCUCCCGAAAAAAUGGAUUUAUGGUGUUCCAUGGUUGAAUCCUGUACAUUUGAUAUCAGUUAGAAGUGUUAGCUCUCAACAGGCAUUGGAUCUAGAUUUCUCAGACCAUCAAAAAGUAUUCAGAUUUAAGAGCACUGGAGACUUACUCAGAAGUCUGGCUAUACUAAAAAUUUGCUCUAUCAACAGCUUUGUGGAAAAUGCUUUGCCAGUUAUGCGGAAAUGUGAGCAAUUAUUUGGCGAACGAAUGUUUGCAAUGGUUGCUCGGCCAACGUUCUACAGGCAAUUUGUUGGAGGAGAGACAGAGGAAGAACUAAGGCAUAGUGAACAGACUUUUUCACUGCAAUAUCUAAAACAUAGUGACAGGGAGUACUCUAUCAAAAGGAGACCAAGUUUUACAAUUUGUGUUUCAUUUUAUUAUGCAUAAAUUAUCUGAUAAAAAAGAGCUCGUAGCUGAUGUGAACCACACAAAUGUAAGACAGAAGGCUGAAAAAAUUCUCUCUACGGUCAACUCUGAAGUCACAUCCUGUAAUCAUGUGCUACUUCCAAGUCCCAGUUGCCUUGAGCCGGAAAUUUAAGAGAGUCUCGUUAAACGAAACUCCCGAGUUUGAUUUUUGAGGUCUUUGCAUUUGUGUAGAUUUUAAGUUAAGAAUUCAGAAAACAAAAGGAGAAUGUAAAGAAACCGCAUAAUAUUUCUAAUAUUUCUAAUAAUAUUUGUAUCUACUAAACUGCCUAACCCUCAUUCUGAAACCGAGUUUCCAAAACUGGGUUUUAUUACGAUACUUAAGUUUCGGGCUCUGAGUAAAAUUGUCAGGGUGCCCAACUCUAAAUUGUCAAAAAUCCACUGAAAGGCAAAUUUUUAUCCACAAAAUCCUCAAUAAAUAACUAAGAAAUCCCCAGAAAAUCCUGAAUUUUUCCUGCAGAAAACAGCUUUUUUAGAGUUUUUUGGGAGGGUUUAUGAGAGUUUUUAACAUUUA
Molecule: messenger RNA, 1052 nt
Organism: Eurytemora carolleeae
Lineage: Eukaryota; Metazoa; Arthropoda; Copepoda; Calanoida; Temoridae
Product: hydroxyproline dehydrogenase
Exons: 9
Coding region: 8-502 (164 amino acids)
Cellular component (GO): mitochondrion
Molecular function (GO): FAD binding; proline dehydrogenase activity
Source: RefSeq, a predicted model, not a curated record